Molecule: messenger RNA, 3266 nt
Organism: Suillus clintonianus
Lineage: Eukaryota; Fungi; Basidiomycota; Agaricomycetes; Boletales; Suillaceae
Product: sulfate transporter family-domain-containing protein
Exons: 20
Coding region: 270-3089 (939 amino acids)
Cellular component (GO): membrane
Source: RefSeq, a predicted model, not a curated record
GUCGAAAACAAGCCCAACAACUACCUUCCCCAUCUGAGCUUACGGAAGAGAACAACCCUUCACGCGAUUCGUUCAUAUUUCCAUCUGGUUAUAAUCCAGUCACGCACGUUGCACCAGGGUCACUCCCAAAUAUUCCUGUAUCCACAUCAUUUGCACCCUCCUCACAAUUUACAAAAGGAAGCUCACACUUCUCGGCCCAGAGCUCUGAUCUCUCAGCCUCGACCUCAACUCUAAACUCCUCCAAGACUGUCCACCAUCCAUCGUCUGGCAUGGUAACUCCUCGCGGGAGAGACGCGUCUUUUCCAACCGCUAUGCCUUCAGCACUCUCUGUUUUGCUCUCCAUACACGCUGAUGGUGCCACGCCUAGAGGAGCGCACUCGCAAAGUCCAACGCUGACGCAAGUAACUGAGAGGCCUCAUUACUUUGAUUCAUUAGCAGACCCAGAGCAGGCAAUGUCCACAGUUAACCAUAAUUCUGCGGAUCGUACCCUUCUGUCAACUAGCAACAUUCGAUCAGAAGUUUCGCGUUUUGCUUCUUCGCCAGCCACAGAAACUUCUCCCCUGCUUCCUCCUCCAAAUGGCUCCGUGACUGCCAUAAAUGGUCACGCCUUAGCGCCCUCGAAACGCUCGACGCCCUCAAAACGUUUGUCAAGCCUCAUGCAUGGGAUCAUAGGCGAUACACAUAAGAUUUACCCUCAAGAACUCGCGCGGACCGUGUUGAAAAGCUUGCCUGCCGUACUCUUGGGCACGUUGCUCAACAUCCUUGACGGUGUAUCAUAUGGAAUGAUCCUUUUUCCCGCAUCUGGUGUCUUUGCUGGAUUAGGCGGGAUGGGGGUAUCGAUGUUUUUUGUCUCCACAGUGGUGGCACAACUCGUCUACUGCCUUGGAGGGAGCAGCUUUGCGGGUGCUAACGGCAGUAUGAUGAUUGAGGUUGUGCCCUUCUUUCACAUUCUUGCGGCUACCAUAGCACGUGAUAUCGGAGACGAAUAUCCGAAAGAGAUCAUCGCCACGACAAUUGCGGCGUUUGCGCUUUCGUCCGUACUCACUGGGCUGACCUUUUUUCUCCUUGGCUAUCUGCGUUUGGGCGUGCUCAUUGGGUUCUUUCCGCGGCAUAUUCUUGUUGGAUGUAUAGGAGGGGUUGGCAUCUUUUUGAUUCUUACAGGCCUCACCGUGAGCACACGUCUCUCGUCCGAUGCGCUCGAUCCGCCGACACUGGAGACCCUCCGAUACUUUAUUCUCAAUACACACGCCCUUGCACAAUGGGUUCCUCCCCUUAUCCUGGCAGUGCUACUGAGGUUCAUCACUAUGCGGUGGAAACAUCAGCUUGUGUUCCCCAUCUAUUUCAUGAUUAUACCAGUUGUGUUUUAUGUGGUAGUUGCAGCUGCAGGGCUUGAUCUUGGUGCACUGAGGAAGCAUGGCUGGCUGUUCGAUAUGGCUGAAGGAACUGGAGGCGGGGAGGACAGAUGGUAUGGAUUUUAUUCGUAUCUCGAUAUUGGAUUGAUCCAGUUUACACCCCUAUGGACGACACUGCCGAUACAAUUUGCAUUGUUGUUCUUCAAUAUCUUGCACCCACCUUUGAAUGUUCCUGCGCUAUCGGUGUCCCUUGACGUAGACAUUGAUACUAACAAAGAGCUUGUGGGACAUGGGUAUUCGAAUUUACUUGCCGGGUUUCUAGGCACAGUACCAAACUAUCUCGUAUACGUGAACACCUUACUGUUUUACCGCGUGGGUGGCGGAACGCGUAUUGCUGGCUUCUUGCUUGCGGUCGCGACGUGUAUCCUACUACUCAUAGGGACAGGACCAAUAGCGUACAUCCCUGUCAUGGUCGUCAGCGCGUUAAUCUUCGUGCUCGGCAUCGAUCUCGUCAAGGAGGCGUUAUGGGAUACGCGGAACCGAGUUAGCAGGAUGGAGUACAUCACGAUCGUCAGCAUCAUGGUUACAAUGACGGCCUGGGACUUUGUCAUUGGUGUUCUGUUUGGCAUCGUCGUCAGCUGUUUCUUCUUCGUGGUACAGAACUCACAGAGAAGGAGCAUACGCGCAUCCUAUGCUGGGGAGUCGGCAAUUUCCACGGUCAGGCGGCCUGCAGCACACAGAGCGUACAUCCGAGAAGUGUCGAAGCAGACAAGGGUGCUUCGUCUUCAGGGAUUCCUUUUCUUUGGUACCAUCGCCCAUGUUGAAGAAACUUUGAGAAAUAUCGUCGAGGACGCUGCUUGGCAACGCAAUCCCGUCCGCUUCGUCGUCGUCGACUUGUCUCUUGUGGUAGGUGUGGACAUGUCUGCUGCAGAGGCUUUCGUGCGUGUGCAGCGCUUGCUCGCUGCAAAGGGCGUGGUGUUGGUGUUUUGCGGUGUUACCCCUGAAAAUCCCUGCGGCAAAGCGCUGAGCAGCGUGGGAAUCCUUCAAGAGCCAUCCGUCGAGGUCUUUGAGACGUUGAAUGAUGCAAUGGAAUGGACCGAAAAUGCCUAUCUGCGAGCGUGGUUCAGAGCCCAGAAGUCAUGGACAACUCCAAUAACGCUCCCUGGCCGCCGAGAUACCAGCCUUUCCUUUGAUGAAACUUUGACGGGAUCUCCAAGGCAAAUGCAACUUCGUGAUGUUGGAGAGCGCACAAUCGCUGGUGAAUUUCUCGACAAGGAUUCAGAGAAUUCCUCUGAGCCAUACAACACUCUCCUCAAUGCGUUCUCGUCGUAUCACGAUGUAGAACAGAACACGUUCAGACAGAUCGCCCCGUACUUUGAGCGAUUUACGUUCUCAGACGGUUUCGUCCUGUGGGAGAAUAAUGAUACCCCCGAUGGCCUGUAUAUCAUCGAGUCAGGCAUCCUGCGGGCAUCAUACAAAUUUGCGGAGCACAGCCCCGUCAUCGAGGAGUCAAUGGUGUCGGGUACUCUGGCAGGCGAGCUGUCUGCUCUGUCGGGCAUGCCGCGGAAUGCACGAGUAGUUGUAGAACAGCAGGCGGUAUUGUGGAAGUUGUCUGUCGAAAGCAUGCGUCGACUGGAGGCAGAACAUCCUCAUCUUGCACAGAUUUUUGUGCAACUUGUACUCAAAGCUGCAAAAGUCGACACCGACAUCCUUCUUGCUGCCUUAGCCACAAGAUGAAAAAAUGGGGAUGUAUAUAUACCGGAUUCUACAAUAUAUAAGCUGGCAUAACCGGAGGAUCGGUGGCUAUUGUGUCCACCCCGUCAUGCUAUGUUGACGUGCGUUUUUGCCGUUGGUCUGUACCAUUUGAAUAAUACCCGUCAUGCUGUGUGGCGUGAGUUGAUACUGUUUCUGUGU